This is a messenger RNA of Punctularia strigosozonata HHB-11173 SS5, 627 nucleotides long. RefSeq names its product epsilon subunit of F1F0-ATP synthase N-terminal domain-containing protein. The coding region runs from base 13 to 501 and encodes 162 amino acids. Gene Ontology annotation, molecular function: proton-transporting ATP synthase activity, rotational mechanism. The transcript has 4 exons. The record is from RefSeq and is a predicted model, not a curated record. Gene Ontology annotation, biological process: proton motive force-driven ATP synthesis. NCBI's taxonomy places the organism in Eukaryota, Fungi, Basidiomycota, Agaricomycetes, Corticiales, Punctulariaceae.
ACAACGACGACCAUGUCUGCUCUCCGCUUUCUGUCUGCUGCCGCCAGGCGCGCGCCCGCGACUCUUGCGGCUCAGCGUCGAGGAUAUGCCGAGGCUGUUUCCAACAAACUGAAGCUCUCGCUUGCCCUGCCUCAUCAGGCUAUCUAUACGUCGACAGACGUGACUCAGGUGAACCUGUCGGCCGCGACCGGUGAUAUGGGUGUCCUCGCGAACCACGUACCGACGGUUGAGGCUCUCCGACCUGGCAUUGUCGAGGUCGUUGAGUCUGCUGGCAGCUCGAAAAAGUGGUUCGUCUCUGGCGGCUUCGCAAUUGUCCACCCGAACAACAAGAUGACGAUCAACGCCGUUGAGGCCGCCCCCAUCGAAGACUUCUCCCUCGAGGCUGUUCGUGCCAACCUCGCUGAAGCCAACAAGGUGCUUGCCGGUAGCGGCUCUGAGGAGGACAAGGCGGAGGCGCGGAUAGAAGCAGAUGUUUACGAGGCCAUCCAACGCCACCUUUAGAGUAUGGGUCAUACGUGUCCAGUUCGCUCCUUGAUGUGCAUUAAUCAUCUUCAUUAUCCUCCUCAUUGCCGACGCAGUCGCGUUCAAACUACAUAACGAGCCGCUCCCUGCCAAGACUACAGUUAU